AUGCCUAAGGAAGCCAAGACCACGCGUGCCAGCAAGAAGGGCGGUGACAAGACCGCCGGCGGCAAGAAGAAGAAGGACCCCAACAUGCCAAAGCGCGGUCUCUCCGCCUACAUGUUCUUCGCCAACGACCAGCGCGACAAGGUCCGCGAUGACAACCCCGGCAUCAAGUUCGGCGAGGUUGGCAAGAUCCUUGGUGAGAAGUGGAAGGGUCUCACCGAGAAGCAAAAGGCCCCAUAUGAGGCCAAGGCUGCUGCCGACAAGAAGCGGUACGAGGAGGAGAAGGCCGCCUACACUGCUGGUGGCGACGAUGAGGAGGACGAGGAGUAG
This is a messenger RNA of Zasmidium cellare ATCC 36951, 327 nucleotides long. RefSeq lists its product as uncharacterized. The record is from RefSeq and is a predicted model, not a curated record. The transcript is spliced from 4 exons. Lineage: Eukaryota; Fungi; Ascomycota; Dothideomycetes; Mycosphaerellales; Mycosphaerellaceae. The coding region runs from base 1 to 327 and encodes 108 amino acids.